CUCGUUUCGCAGCGGCCAUCCAGCUUCAUUCGGGUCGAUCCGCGAAUUCCACAUCCACCCGAAAGGGAGUAGUCCCAUCCAGCCAUCCGAACUCCAAACGCCGUUCAGUAGAGUUUCGGCCGGCACCCAGUGAGCAAGAAUCUUCUUUCGGAGUCCCGCGAUUUCAUUCAAGCUGUAUUCGGUCGUUGCCUCCGUGUCCCCGCGCCAUCGUCUUCGAAGUGAUUCCCUGCCGUCAGGUUUGUUCCACGGGAAGAAGUGAUUGAAUUUGGGUCGGUUGUGGUAGGACAGUGUGGAGCAGUCCCAUCACCAUUAUACCGGAAAUUGAAAAAUUCAGAGCUUUUCUAGGCGGAAUGGAGUGAGUGAGUGGUGUUUUUUUUCCUUUCUGGCCAUUCAUCUAUCAAGAAGAAUUCAAACGCCGUGCGGUCAAGAGCAGGAGGUUAAUCAUCCGGAAACGGGUUCGCGUGAUAGCUUCUUCUCUCCGGUAGUGUGGAAGAUUCGUUCGCUGGAGUGGAAAAGUGCGUGUCAAUCGGUUGUUUUCUAGCCUCGGGACGGCGCCCUAUCGUUAACUCGUGUUAUAAUCUAGUGCGGUGAGUUGUUGUGGUAUCGAAGUCCCCCCCGGCUCCGUGGGAUUAUUAUGCUGAAAAGCUCUUCCAGAAGCCGUCUAGAGAGGUGCUGGCCAAGAAGGUUCACCGGUAGGUGUUGUUGUUGGCGGAGCCAGUAAAAGUGAAACUUUGAAAAAGUUUGAUCGACGUGCACGGAGAAUGCGAGUUACAUUGGUGGUGAAUUCAAUCAAAUCUUGACAAAUUAGAAAAAAGUUACGCAAAUUCAACCGAACUCCCACGGAAUGUGCUAGUUGAACCACACAGGACUUCACAGCUCAUCAUCAUCUACAUCAGCAACGCAUUUCAUCGCUAUCGCAGCUUGACGCUUCGGGACAACGUCCGAGUUUGAGGUCUUCAUAAACCGGAACGCGGCUACAAACGCAAACAUGUUCUCACUCUGCUCGAAGCCAGCCUCGGAAGCUUCGUCAUCGCAGCGCACUCAACAACACGGCACAUGUAAAGGAUGCAGCUGCAAAUUCACAUCAGUCGGCAAGCAGAUAAAAGGCGGAUACCUGUUGCGAUACAAAAAAUCGGUCCUCUGGAGUCGAUGGUCGGAGGAAUGGGUGGUACUCUACGACGACUCGACGAUGGCAUGGUUUACGGAACCCGGCCGAUCGUCCCCAGCUGGUAAAAUCCUCGUUAAGGAAGCACCGGAAAUGCUGGCGAUAGCGCACUGGACAGGGCAGAUUCCGCGGCGGCCUCCGCUGCCCGAUGGCGUCAGCGUAUCACAGCUUAUCGCGCUGGGGUCCCGGCGGAAACGGUCCAAGGUGUACUGGAUGAUCGCCAAGAGCGAGGAGGAAGUCAGCGACUGGAUUGCAGCAAUCACAAAAACGCUACCACCACCGCCACAGAUAGAGCUCGUAGUCGACAAACCACACGCGAUGGGAGUACUGAGAAGGCCUAUCGUGCGGAUACGACCGGCCACCAGCUCGGAGGUGUCAGCCCGGCGGAAAAAUCACACCAGCAUCGAGAACAACACGACCAAAGUCCGCAGCGAGGCAGCCGUGGCCAUCAUCAAGAAGAACACCCCGGAAAGCUCGGAACCGAAGGGAUCGCUGGCCUGUGCACUGCCCUGGGGCCACGGUUGGGGUUGGGCGACCCUGCCGAAUGGCAUCUGGAGCGGAGCACUGACCUGGUCCCAAUGCGAGGACUCGAUCACGUUGCACGCCCUGCCAACGACCCACUGCACCAACAUGAUCGAGGCUCCGUGCGCCGGUGGAAUCUACCAUACCGACAUCAGCCCGUUCGACUUUCACGGAAUCGAAGACGUUGGCGGGGAGGACUUUGACUACGCAAUGGACUGCGGCGAUUUCAUCUUCUAAUUCUCCCCCAUGACUGCAAUCAAUUCAAGCUCAACCAAAAGCACACAUAUCCAAGUGUCCACAAGACCUGGGAAAUGCGACCGAUAUGCGAGAUACACGAUUUAUAGGAAGUAAAACGAGAUUUUUUAAACAAGGAUAAGAAGCACAUGAAGUCAUUCAUACACAAAUAUUGCAAAAAAAGUUUACACCGACACGGAAUCGUUGCACCGAUGCAAAUGCAUGUCCCAUUCGGAUCUGGAGACGAAAAUCAGUAGAGCAGAAGCCAACGGCCGGAUUGAGCCUCUCUGCCGCGCAUAAUGCAAUCUAGUGAAUUAGAUGUUUUUUAGGAAACUCCCGUAUCAACAAAAUCCACCGAUAAUCAAGCAGAUUACACUCCAAAACAAAACAAGUAAGAAUAGCUAAGUAUAAGCGCAGCAAAUGAAAACGUAAACGUUUCAUCCAAACCCAUUAAAUGUCAAAUGCAUCAAACUAGUCCGCCAACAAGUGAGGAAGUCCAUAAACCACAACCAAAUCAUACAAUGUAAACACUAGCCAAAAAUGUUCACCCCUCAGCAAAAUACGAAUUACAACCAAACCGAACCGUAGCUUGAAAAAUAUGUGUAAACUCAUAAACGUUUUGAACGGGACAUCAAAGCAAGCCACGGCGUGUCCCACGCGGUUUUGCUAAACAUAAAGUUUGGAUAAAUGGUUUUAUAUAUUACUUUGAAUAACGAGCAUGGAUGUUAAAGAAACUAGUUAUUAUACCUACAUAGUGAGAGUAAGAACAAAGGUGUCAUUUGUAGCGUACCGUUAUAAAACCGCGUACAACUUUUGCUGACUAUUUAUUGAUAAAAUGAUUGACUAGGCGAUAGAGAUGAGCACAUAUAACCAACAGUAAACGCUAGAAAUUUAGGGAUUUUUAACUGUCGUGCAACAGAGAUCAAUGAUAAAUGAAGAACAAAUAAUGCCUUUCCAAAUAAAUGAACACAUAAAUGUUGAGAUGUUUUUACCGGUGCAAGCACAAAACGCGGAAUCACCCUAAACAGAUACAAAUCCAUUGGAAUAAAACAAAUAAAAAACUGACAACAAACUGAUCGAAUCAAUUUGAGAGUUUUUAAAAUCAAAAUUAGACUUUAAUCAAGAUUAGACAAAUUAAUUUAUUUAACACGAAAUAAAACAUUUUCAUAUUGCUUGAUUUUUUGAAACAUUUGACAAUUUUAAUCGAUUGUUUAGCACAAGUUCAGAGUAUUUAAAACACCUUCCAUCCCCUAUUUACUCACCAAAAAAGGUGAAGACAGGCGAACGUUGACAGACAAAGCGCCGUGACGAAACAAAAGAAAUUGAGGUAAAGCUUAAUUCUACAUUAAACACUAAUUGAGAGACAGAUGGAGAAGGGAAAAAUCAAUUUAUGAAGAAAGAUGUAGUGAAACUUAUUUAAACAGUAAGAAUUGACAACACAUCUUACAUUUAAUCUUAGAAAGUAGCGUUAAACAAUAAACGAAGCAAAACAUAGAGACUGUACCUACCGAAAUAUGAAAACAAAAUAAAUUAUUACUAGCGAUGAAAAUCCUUCUAAUUUAGGUAAACUUUUCAGACCAACCUGAUUUUGGAUUUUUUAAGUAAGUUAAGUUUGUAAUCCCGUAAGAACUUUUGGAGCAGAAAUUACCGUGAAAAAAAAAUCGAAAAAUUGACUUGAAGUCAUCCAAAUGUUGAGGUGACACUAAACCAAACAAGUCGAGAUAUAUGUAGGUUUUACAAAAAUAAAUGAAAACAUAAAAUCAAUCUGACAGCUGUCAGCUGUCAACUGAUCCGACAUCUGUCUCGUCAAGAUUAGCGACAACAUUAUAACCAAUCUAACUAAUAAUCCACUUAAAACUACGGGUAGGGCCUAGCAAUCGACCAUAUUUAUAUAAGCGUAACUUCCACUUCCUCACAGACAAACGGACGCGAGAAUUCAAUCGCGAUGACGGUCUUUUCGUGGCGUCAAUAUGUAAUACUCAUAGCGAAAACAUGUGUACUAGCGUCAGCUUGGAUCCUUUCGAUGGCCCCUUGACUUGAAUCCAAACCAAAUGAAUGUAAAUCUGCUGUCACCGAAUGCACAAGCUGAAUAAAGAGGGCGUUUUUAUGAAACAGAUGUUGUAGAAAAGGAAAAACAAAUGCCGCCAAUUUGAACAAUUUUGAAAACAUGUUAGCCAACCACCAACCAACACAAAACAUAUAUACAAUAGAGAUAACUGUUUUAGAGAACAAGAUUCCAAUAACUGUUUGUAGUGAAAAUGCAAGUUGCUAAUGAUUGUAAAACUAAACAGAGAAAAUGGUAGAAAUAAACGUCAAACAAAUGCUUGUACUUCAAACAAAGCAGCCCAAAAAUCGCGGGACGAUUUUGCGUGCACUUUUUUGUCCAACUACCCAAAGUGACAUUAAAAUGUUUGUAAACAAUCAAAUGUCAUUACACAGUACCAUCCUUUUAAUCCUUUCCCAACGCUGUGCGAAUCGGAACUGCUGAGCGGUGAUUUUGACAGCUUCAUUCCUUCUAAACAGAACCGUCAAGCAACAGUUCGAGAACAAUAGAUGUCAAUUAAGAUGACGUGUAUUCCCCACUUGCCAACAAUCCUCCGCAGACAUUUUCCGCCAUUUUUUCAGCACGCAAACAAUAGAACGAUAAUACAAAUCGCAGGCAAAAAAUAGUGCAACAAAACCUGAAUGUGUUCAUUCCGCGAAACAUAAUUCCACAUCCAACAUUCACGCAUUUAUCUCGAAAACUCCAACCCUAAAUUCAGUCAAAUAAUACUAGAGAAGAUCUGAAUAGAUUUGAUAUCAGUAUUAGCUCUGUUCAAUGCCAUUGUUUGAACUUAUCUGCGGUAAAAUCUUUCUUAAUAAAAUGUUCAAACUGAGGUCAGAGUUGACAGUAAUCCGAAGAAGCAUUUUUUCGCCAUGUAUAGCUUGGCAUUGGACAGAACCAAUGAAAAUUAAAACUUCAUGAUACCAAUACUCCAACCGUCACCAUUUUUUAACACUACCGUCACCACAACCACCAACAGUGAGAACACUAUAUAGUUUAUAACGGACAGUCAGUAUAAGCAUUUUUGAAAAUAUGAAUUCAUGUGAGAAUAAAUAAAAACCCAAACUGGAAACAAUCAAGAGGAAUAUGCAUAUAAUAACAAUGUGUUUGAGACCAUGAAACUAGAAGAAAA
This is a messenger RNA of Aedes aegypti (yellow fever mosquito), 5097 nucleotides long. RefSeq lists its product as uncharacterized. Bases 989 to 1924 code for a protein of 311 amino acids. Gene Ontology annotation, biological process: regulation of cell differentiation. Gene Ontology annotation, cellular component: membrane. The transcript is spliced from 10 exons. The record is from RefSeq and is a predicted model, not a curated record. Lineage: Eukaryota; Metazoa; Arthropoda; Insecta; Diptera; Culicidae.